AUGCAACGUGAUACUAACGCAAACGUAACCACUGGUGGAACUCUCCACAACAUUAAGGAGAAGAUUCAACACCCUUUCAGACACGAUACUGAUAGUAACAUUACAUUCCCAACCCAUGAGCAAAAGAAGCAAUUCGAAAAUCAGCCAACUGUCGGUGCAGGUCUUGGUGCUAGUGAUGUAAAAGGAACCAGCACUGUUACAAGUUCUACUUUGAGUGGCACCACUGUUCCUCCUUCCUCAGGCUUAACAACAGGUACCUCCACACUUGGAACCAAUAUUCCAAGAGAGAGUGAGUAUGAUGUGAAUAAGAAGUGGUAA
Molecule: messenger RNA, 318 nt
Organism: Naegleria lovaniensis
Lineage: Eukaryota; Heterolobosea; Eutetramitea; Acrasida; Naegleriidae
Exons: 2
Coding region: 1-318 (105 amino acids)
Source: RefSeq, a predicted model, not a curated record